Molecule: messenger RNA, 1943 nt
Organism: Schistosoma guineensis
Lineage: Eukaryota; Metazoa; Platyhelminthes; Trematoda; Strigeidida; Schistosomatidae
Source: the annotation of a GenBank genome assembly
GUCAUAUGAAGGAGGGAUUUUGAAUAUCAUGUCUGCUUUUGGCUUAGAUUUGGAUGAAUUGACGUCAGCUUUCGAUCCUAAAAAACCAUCUUCUGAGACUCUUGUAGAUACCGGUUCUACACAGCCUGGUGACUUUGAAGAAAAAAAGCGAAAAGCAGAAGCUUCACUCAAACCCUUAUUAAAAGAAGUAGAGGAAGAUUCUACAGAUGAUUCUCCCAAACGUUCAAAACUAUCUGUUGGUGAUACUCUAGAAUUUAAUGCUCCCAGAAUACAAAUACAUAAAAUCAGUUCACCUGAAACAUGUACACACGAGGUAGUUUUUAUCUUGGGCCGUAUGUCUUUUCCCUAAAGGUGGCUGUUCCCCCUGAUAUUGAAUACAAGCCAAUUAUUAAAGAUUGUGGAUUUCCAGCGAAAACUUUUCCCUUCACGCUUGAUGCAUUUCAGCAACAAGCAAUCAUAUGUAUUGAUAAUAAUCAGUCGGUGCUAUUAUCGGCUCAUACGUCAGCUGGUAAAACUGUUGUUGCUGAAUAUGCAAUCGCAACAGCAUUACGGGAAAAACAACGUGUAAUUUAUACUACUCCUAUUAAAGCACUUAGCAAUCAGAAGUACAGAGAAUUCUUCGAAGCCUUCCCGGAAGUAGGAUUACUUACAGGUGAUGCUACAAUCAAUCCCAGCGCUAGUGUACUCAUCAUGACCACAGAAAUCCUUCAAUCCAUGUUGUAUAAAGGUGCUUCAAUGGUGCGAGAGGUCGGUUGGGUUAUAUUUGACGAAAUCCAUUAUAUGCGUGACCCUGAACGUGGAGUGGUUUGGGAAGAAACUAUAGUGCUUUUACCUGAUAAUGUUCGUUAUGUGUUUCUUAGUGCUACUAUUCCAAAUGCUCGCCAGUUUGCUGAAUGGAUCGCUCACCUUCACCAUCAACCAUGUCAUGUUGUUUCAUCUGACUGCCGUCCUGUACCACUACGUCAUUAUCUAUAUCCUGUGGGUAGUGAGGGUUUGUUUCUCGUAUUGGAUGAGGGUAAAUAUUUGGAGCAAAAUUUUGAACGAGCUAUGCGCUCGUUCCUUUCGGAUGAAUCAUCAAAUAAAAGACAAAAGUCACAAGUUGAUUACAAUAAACGUUCUGAAAAUAAUGUCAUUCAAAUUGUUCGUUUGGUCAAACAUCGCAGUUUGGAACCCAUAAUUGUAUUUAGUUUCAGUAAAAAGGAGUGUGAAAUCUAUGCACUCCAAUUAGCCAAAUUCGAUUUCACUACUGAUGCAGAGAAAAAAGUCGUUGAUGAAGUAUUCCGCAAUGCAAUCGAUGGUCUUUCACCUGAAGAUCGCGCAUUACCACAAGUUGAGAGUGUCUUACCAUUGCUUAAGCGUGGUAUUGGUAUACAUCAUGGUGGUCUUUUGCCUUUAUUAAAGGAAACUAUAGAAAUAUUAUUUUCUGAGAAUUUAAUUAAAUGUUUAUUUGCUACAGAAACAUUUGCCAUGGGUUUAAAUAUGCCCGCUAGAACGGUCCUAUUCACCUCGGCUCGUAAAUAUGAUGGACAGUCUUAUCGUUGGGAUACAGCCAGACGUAUUGCACGUAUUAGUAACGAAUGUCGUCUCCCAGUUGAUGAAGAUAAUUACGUGGAUUCAUUUAAACCUCAUUUAAUGGAUCUUGUUGAUGCAUGGACAAGAGGAGCAUCCUUUGCUAGCGUUUGUUCUAUGACAGACUUGUUUGAAGGCACAAUUAUUCGUACAUUGAGAUUACUUGAAGAGUUAUUACGACAAAUGGCUAAUGCAGCUAGAACAAUUGGUAGCAAUGUUUUGGAAAAGAAAUUUGUUGAGGCUAUCGAAAAAAUCAAACGGGAUAUUGUUUUUGCAGCUAGUCUUUAUCUUUGAUUAAUGGUGUUUACUGCAUGCAUUAUUUCUAAAGAUUAUUUGUACUUUUUCAAAUACAAUACAUAUACAUGUGCGUUGUG